AUGAAGCUCUCAAUCCGCCUAGCGCCUUCGACCACCACCACCACCACCACCAUCGCCGCCACCACCAAGCCGACCAACAUAUCCGCCCUCAUCCCCCCUCACCUAACCCAACCCCUCGUCGACGCCUCCCCCUUCCUCAAGCGCCUCCAACAGGACCUCCUCAUCCUAACCUCCUUUCCCGACAACGCCUCCCUCCACUGGCGCCCAACCUGGUUCCCUCCCUCCCCAACCCCAACCAGCACCCCAUGGACCCUCCACAACCCUCCCAACGUCACGACCCUCCGCCUCCCCAACACUCCGCACGUCCCACACGCCCACACGCGCGCCAUGCGGUCCCCAUCCUCCUCCUCCUCCUCCCCGCCCCCGCAACAGUACAUCAAAACCUGGCGCCACUGGACCCGCUACUGCGCACUCUACGCCAUCCCGACGGACUUCCUGUCUCCCGCUAUGAUCGCCCUCAUCCAGCUCGCGCAGCAGCAGGGCGCCACCGAGCCGCCGACGUGGCCGCUGUACCCGGAGCCGCUGCCGGAGACGCCGUACGUGCUCCCGAGUGCGAGUGGGAAGUCGCUUGCGCGGAAGUUCGAGAGGGUGGAUGAGGGGUGGUGCGUCGUUGUGAGGCCGAGUGGGGCGUUGGAGGUUGUGGAGAGGGAGGGGUCGAUAGAGGGGGUGAGGGGGGUGCGGUGGAGUCAUGUGCCGUGGUCGAGGGAGCAGGAGGAGAGUUGUAGGGGGUUCAGGUUGAGGUUAAGGUUUUGGAAUUGUUGGGUUCUUGGUGACGACGGGGUAGGGGGAAAGGGGAGGAAGAGGGAGAGGGAGGAGGAGGGGGAUGGGGAGGAAAGGAGGGUGAAGAUGAGGGUGGUUUCGCCGGGUCGUGGUGAGGGGAAGAUGAGUCCUUUGGUCGAUGAGGGAUAUGAUUCUUGAAGAUUGGUUGGGGUGAGUUGGGUCCAGUCGAGUUGAGUUGCUUGCGCCUGGUCUUUUUGCAGACGGCUGGUUUCGCAAGAUG
Messenger RNA from Aaosphaeria arxii CBS 175.79, 1000 nucleotides. RefSeq lists its product as uncharacterized. The transcript has a single exon. The record is from RefSeq and is a predicted model, not a curated record. Bases 1 to 918 code for a protein of 305 amino acids. Lineage: Eukaryota; Fungi; Ascomycota; Dothideomycetes; Pleosporales.